Messenger RNA from Eupeodes corollae, 922 nucleotides. RefSeq lists its product as uncharacterized. Bases 143 to 907 code for a protein of 254 amino acids. The record is from RefSeq and is a predicted model, not a curated record. The transcript has 4 exons. Lineage: Eukaryota; Metazoa; Arthropoda; Insecta; Diptera; Syrphidae.
GGAAAUUUCGGACGUCAGAGAAAUAUACCGCGAAUGGUUGUUCUUUUUAAGACGGUGCGGUGUACCGGUUGUGGAGUGUGGACUUGUGGUUGUGGAGUGCAAAAAUUCCCAUUGGUUAAGUUCUAUAUUUAAAUAAAUUAAAAUGUCUGAUUCGGAAGAAGAUUGGUUCGACAAAGAUGAGGACGAAAUCGUCAAAAGCAUCAAAAAGCAGGAUGACGGAAAACCACCAGUGGAGUACAUCGAAUGUGCCACAAACUACGAGCCUAUGUAUGAUUUUUCCAGCUCUAAUGUCAAAUCGCUAUCGUUCAAAAAACUAAACCUCAUGGCCACUAUGGAACCUCUGGACGCAUUCCUCGAAGUUGGCACGAGUGAAUUUCUGCGAAGUUUCAACGUCAACACCAAGCUCGAUUCGAUAAUGCUUAUUUUGAAGAUCUUUGGGAAUCUUUCGCGUCUGCAUCUUCAGUUGCCGGACUUUGUUUCGGAUUGCAUGCAUGUUUUUGUUGAAGAUGAGUGUCUCAAUCGCAACAUAACCAACUUGGCGAAAAAGCUUUUCGGCCCGUCUCACUCUAAGUUUUGGGUAGAGAGCAACAUUGACGUCAACGAUUUGAUUAAAGAUUUAAUUUCGAUUUUUGAGAGAUCUUUUGAGUUCGGUCUGCAAAAUGAUAAACUCAAAAAACUCAUUGACCAGAUACUGGCUACCUUGGCUUCUGCUAAACAAGUUGAAAAUAUUGUAGAAUUCAAGGAUAAGCUUCUAGACUUGGAAAAGCAGUUUAAACAACCCGUUGCGAUGAGAAGAACCGAAGAAUCGGAGAUAUUCCCCACUUUGGACGAUUUACACACCGAUAAAGUUGCUGUUUUAAAACCAAACAUUGUCAAUGGUAAGUUAGUUAAAUGCAUUUUAAAGUAAAAAAAAAACAAUACA